AGGUAUCCAGCCUCUCAAGGUGUUCCUUCACAAGGUCAGCAUUGAUGGAGGGCAGGGGAUCUCCCUCACCCACACCUCCCUGUCCCGUAGUGGGCAUGGGCAUCCCGUGGGACUGAUGAAAGACCGACACAAAGUACCCAUUUAAUAGGUUGGCUUUUUCCUGGGCGUCAGUUGUCAGUUGUCCCAUCUGAUUUAGCAGGGGUCCAAUGUUCCCCUUUCUUUUCCUCUGGCCCCCCACAUAUCUGAAAAAGGACUUUUUAUUGUCCUUGAUACUCAAAGCUAGUUAGAGUUCAGUUGCAGCCUUGGCUUUCCUGGUCCCUGCAGGACUGGACCAGUGCAGAAUAUUCCUCCUUGGAGGUGAACCCCAUUCUCCAUCCUUUGUAGGCCUUUCUUUUUAGCCUCAGGAGGUCUGCUAGAUCCCUGGAGAGCCAGGGGGGCUGCUGUGCCCUCUUGCUGCCUUUACUCCGAGAUGGAAUAGAAUUAGCUUGUGCAUUGAGGAUCGCUCCCUUGAGGAGCAACUACUCUUCCUGAACUCCCCUCCCCCUGGGGUCGUGGUCCCUUCUGGCCUCACUGACAAGCCUCCUGAGCUUGUCAAAUUUGGCUUUCCUGAAGUCAAGGACUUCAGUGUUGCUGACUGACUUGCCAGCUUUACAGCGGAUGGUGAAGGUGAUCAGCUCGUGGUCACUGUCACCCAGCUUCCCAUCGAUCACUAGGUUGCUGAUUAGGUCAUCCCCAGUAGCCAGUACCAGGUCGAGCAGCGCUUUACCUUUCAUUGGCCCAUAGACUUCUUGAGUCAGGUAGAGGUCAUCCACGCACAAUAAGAAGCUUUGCGACCACUUUGAUUUUGCUGAGUGAUCCUCCCAUGAGAUGUCUGGGUAGUUGAAGUCACCCAUGACAACCAUGGUCCUGGAGUAUGUGGCCUCAGCCAGUUCCUGGGUGAACUCCUGGUCAAGCUCUUGACUUUGGGUGGAUAGACUGUGGUAGACUCCCACUGUUGUGUCCCCGUGCUGUGUUCCCCACGGAUUUUAACCCAGAGGGUCUCCCUGUGCUUCAAAAUGGCAGCAGGAGUGCUAUAACUAUCACUUAUCGAAUGAGCUUUAGCUCAAGUACCCCUGCUGCCAUUUUGAAGCACAGGGAUGCUAAUACACAAGAUGCUGCAGCUCUUUAAAUAGAGUGGCUUCUGCAGCCACUCUAAUUAAAGCACCCUGCCCCCGGUGGAUGGGUAAAAGUGCCAAGAGAGACUAUCUUUGAGGCUGAGAAAUGAUUAUUUGUUCCCAGUCAAUCAUUGGCUUCUCUAGGGUGUACACUGGGUAAGUUCUAAGCAAUGUGGAUACCUGACCUCUUAGUGGUUGAUUGAGACUUAAUUAUCCUUUUAGAUUUCUCAUCAGUAGCAAUCAAAAAGUAAAAGCUGCCUGUCACUAUUGGGCUCAAUAGCAUUUGAAUUAACUAUGAAAGGCCCCAUCUUGUAUUACAAAUAUCUGCAGCUAUGCAUUCCCCCUUAUUUUAAUGGAGCUAUUACUAUGGUGUUGGAGGGCAUAAGAGUUUCACAGACAUUAUGUGGCAAUGGAAAAGGGAGUAUCAGAGAAUAGAAAGAUGGAAAGCAAGCAGAAAGAAUGUUUCCAACUAUCUGAAGGGGGGUUCGAAAGAGGACGGAGCUGGCCUGUUCCCAGUGAUGGCAGAUGACAGAACAAGGAGCAAUGGUCUCAAGUUGCAGCAAGAGAAGUUCUGUUUAGUUAUUAGGACAAACUUUCUUAUUAGGAGGGGAGUAAAACACUGGAGCAGGUUACCCAGAGAGGUGGUGGAAUCUCCAUCCUUGGAUGUUUUUAAGACCGAGGUAGACAAAGCUUUGGCUGGGAUGAUCUAGUGGGAGAUGGUCCUGCUUUAAGACUAGAUGUGACCUCCUGAUGUCCCUUCCAACUCUAAUUUUCUAUGAUUUUAUGUUACUACAGCAGUAGUAUCAUAAAAGGUGAUCCAGUCAGUGAUAUGAUGGGAUAUGAUUACUGUCUGUAUACACUUCAGGGAGAUAAACACCAGGGAGGAAAAGAGCUAUAAACUCUGUUGGCACAUGCGUAUAAAACAGCCAUGAAUAAAUUUAGGCUCAAAAUUAGAAGCUCUCUACCCAUUACAACAGUAAGUUCUGGAACGGGCUUCCAAUCAGAGUAGCGAGGUGAGAAAAAUUUAACUUGAUUCCAGAUGCAUCUUGAUCACUUUAUGAAGAGGCUGCCUGUGACAGCAGGAUAAAUUAAAAUUAAUUCCAAAUAAAUCAGAAAAGCAGGCUAUAAUGGCACGAACUAGAAUUUUCAGAAUAAUUGGUGCCCAGCCUUAUAUAGAUGCAGAAUUUUUAUUUUACUAUCCUUUGUGAAGUCUAAGCCAGCUUGCGUUUUUCUGGUAAUUCGUGCUUUAGCCAUAUACUUCUUUAUCUCUGAGACAUAGACUGCUUGCAGGGAAUUUUUUUUGUUGUUGCAUUCUCAGAGGUCAAAGUCAUGCUUCAAGCUAACACAAUACAACACAGGCAGUGGCAAAAUGAAAAUUUCCUAAAUUUCCCUGUUGCCAUGCCUUCAACACUCCUUCUGGGGAAGGUCCGUGUAGUGAUCAGGGGCCAUAAAUACUAAAUAGCUUUGAUGCUACAUUAUUAUGAGUCAUAACUUGAGAUGCAUCCCUACCUUCUCCCAGAAGGCAUUCUCCCAUGAUCUUCUCUGUUUGCAUUCUUUCAACAGCAAUAAAAGCCACGUGGACUAUGGAAGCCAAUAUCUCCUUUCUUCUGCUGUUGCACAAGACGUCUCUGGUCCUUACCACUUGCCCAAUACAGAACCAACUGCACCUCCUAUGGAACUGGUGGACAACGUCACUGGAGCUGAAAGGGACGGUUCAAGAGAUUGUGGAAAGAAUAGUUUGCCUGCCCGGGUUGAUCUGCUGUCCCAAGGAAAGCACAAUGAUUCCACUUUACAACAGAACGAGUGGAGCAUCCCACCUAUUUCUGAGCAUGAAGCCAGAGAAGCUUUCCUAGAGUAUGCAGCCAGCAAGUGCUGCUAUAGGACUGCCCCUGCAAAACACAUGGUGGUCCAGAACCUGACAGCAUGCAACACAUACAGAUAUCGUCUGAAAACCUUCACUGAAAAAAGAGAAACGUAUCCAUCCAGUGAACCAUAUAAUGGUGGCUUUGUGGACUCUCCUGAUGUCGCAGAACCCCCUGCCCCUUGGGAAAUAGAAGUGGAUGCACCUCCCCUGUUUACGGACUGUGAAAUGCAUUUCCCAGUGCCUCACACCUAUUCAGUACAGAGUUGUCCCAAUUGUCAUGGAUCUGGUAAAGCCCAGUGCACCCGAUGUACUGGAUCAGGAAAGGUUUGUUGCUCAUCUUGUAAUGGGUCAGGCUGGCAAUCUGUUAGUACUACCUCGGAUAUUAGUUCUGGAUUUUGCACAUUCUGUGGAGGGUCGGGACGCACACGUUGCUUCCGCUGUUAUGGUCGUGGUUGGGUGCACUGUGCCCGUUGUAAUGGAAGAGGCCUUUUGCUAUACCAUUCUGAACUUAAAAUCAUUUGGAAGAACAAUUCUGCUGAAUAUGUGGCUGACAACAACUGUGGGUUUCCUAUAGAUCGCUUUCAUGAAGUCACUGGGAAGGAAAUACUUUGUGAUGAAAAUGUGUUGGUGAACCCUCUAAGGAGCUUCCCUGAACCAGAAAUUGUGCGGGGUUCAGAAUCAUGCAUUGCAACGCAUAAAAUGCAGUUUGCGUCAGAAAUGCGUAUAUUGAGACAGAAACAAACCGUUGAGUUGAUUCCGCUCACCAGGGUGGAAUAUGAGUGGAAAGGGAAGUCCGAUUCUUUCUACAUCUUUGGAAAUGAAAAGAAAGUGUAUGCAAAGGACUACCCAGCAAAAUGCUGCUGCUUGGUCAUGUAACUCACUGAUAGGUUGGAAGCUGAUAACUAGAACUGGGUAAAACUUUUGCUGAAAUAAUAUCUGUCUGGGGGCAAAAAUAUUUGGUGAAAAAAAGAAGAUAUUACAGGAGGACCAAAAUUGGGUCACAGCUUGCAAAUAAUUUAGGCCAAAAAAUGGAGGGGAAAAUGUUUGAGAAAAAUGAAAACAUUGGCUUUAUCUAAACUCAGUUUGUCAUUUAAAAAUGGAUUUAAGUUUCAGAAGGAAAAAAGAAGCCUUUAAAAGAAUGAAAUAACCUGAGAAUAAUGCAAACUUAUGUUGGGCUGAUUUAAAAGUUUUUCCUUUAUUUUUAAAAAGGUUUUUCCUUACUUUUCAUUUUAGCCACUAAACCCCCAAAAUCUAUAUUUUAGCUCCGUUAAGAGCAAAAUCAUGUGUCUUAUCAAUCAUGAUAAUCAGAAUGCUUUUGUGAAGCAUUCUCCUUCACAAAAACUGACUAACUUUCAGCUUUCAAUUUAGAGUGGACGUAGUGGACCUCGCUCACAGGGUUAGCAGAGACGGUUCUCUCUUGGUAGUGCAAUAACAAUUCAUGAAGGUCAUUUAGUAAUUUUAGCGCAUCUAGUGUGUCCCUUCCCAAAUCUACUGUGAAAUGGAAAAAAAAAAUAAUUUGUCAUAAUGCAGCUUGGAACUGAGGGAUGGCUAAAACUUUGUGCAAUAGAGGUUUGAAUUAAAAUCUUUUUUUUUAUU
Molecule: messenger RNA, 4614 nt
Organism: Alligator mississippiensis (American alligator)
Lineage: Eukaryota; Metazoa; Chordata; Crocodylia; Alligatoridae
Product: protein SSUH2 homolog
Exons: 12
Coding region: 2635-3894 (419 amino acids)
Source: RefSeq, a predicted model, not a curated record